Sinocyclocheilus anshuiensis is the source of this 2204-nucleotide messenger RNA. Its product is annotated as protocadherin-16-like. Lineage: Eukaryota; Metazoa; Chordata; Actinopteri; Cypriniformes; Cyprinidae. The coding region runs from base 369 to 2204 and encodes 611 amino acids. Gene Ontology annotation, cellular component: plasma membrane; cell-cell junction. Gene Ontology annotation, biological process: homophilic cell-cell adhesion. Gene Ontology annotation, molecular function: calcium ion binding. The transcript is spliced from 3 exons. The record is from RefSeq and is a predicted model, not a curated record.
UUUCACUCCAGGAGGUUGAGAGCGUGUGUUGGAAGUGUGGAUUCUAGAGUUGGAUGCUGUUGUCGAUGCUGACGGACUGAUUUCAUCCUGUCUGCUGCGCUCAGUUUGGAGGACAGAGCCCUUUUGAAUUGGCGCAGCGUAUUUUGAACUUGACAACAACGGGAAAAUACAGAAAACUGGAAAGCUACUAGUGGAAGUUGCCGUGGUACGCGAAAGAUAACUUGUAGGAAGAUGGAUAUAAUCUAAAAGGGAUUUUUCUGAAACGACAUUUCAUUUUUGGCUGGUUUUACUGACGUUACGUUGGCACAGACCGGAUCGCUAUCACUGAAAAGCAAGAACAGAUGAGUGUUUUGUAAGAAGAAUAUUCAAUGAAUAGUAAGGGAAGGACGAUUAUGGAUCCAUUGCAUCAAAACAGGGCUUGGUGGUGGAUAUUGGUGAUCCACUAUGUGGCGCUACAACUCAUGACCAUCCACUCAUCCAUGGUGCCAGGAACGUUGCAGCUCCAGCUAGAUGAGGAACAGCCAGCAGGAACUGUAGUAGGUGACAUUAGUGCUGGCCUCCCACCUGACAUGACUGCAACCCAUUAUUUCAUCUCAGAUCAUCAGGGUACAGGUGUCGGCACCGAUCUGGACAUCGAUGAGAGUACAGGGAUCAUAAAAACCGCAAAGGUCUUGGACCGGGAAGUACGGGACCGUUACAGCUUCAUAGCAGUCACCAUAACCGGAAUAACCGUAGAAGUCACCAUCUUAGUAAAUGACAUCAACGACCACGCUCCAGUGUUCCCAAGAAAAAGAGCCAUGUUUAAGAUUCCAGAACAGACAACUAUUGGCACCAAGUUUCCUCUUGAGCCUGCUUUGGAUGCAGAUGAGGACCAGCUCACUACGCAAGGCUACAUCAUAACGGAUGGAAAUGUAGGACAAGCUUUUUUUCUUGAAACCAAACGAGGAUCCAACAAAGUGCUCUACUUGGAUUUGGUAGUCAAUGCAGUUUUGGACAGAGAGACCAGAUCUUCGUACACUCUACUCUUGGAAGCAUUUGAUGGUGGUUCACCCAAGAGGACUGGACAAAUGAUCCUGGAUUUGAUUGUGCAGGACAUCAAUGACAACGCCCCAGUCUUCAACCAGAGUCGCUACCAUGCAGUGAUCUCAGAGAACCUUCAACCUGGGAACAAUAUACUGCAGGUGUUUGCUUCAGAUGCUGAUGAAGGCGACAAUGGGUUGGUGUUCUACGACAUCAACAGGAGACAGAGUGAUCCUGAUCGCUACUUUGUCAUUGACACUCGAACUGGAGUUAUCACUCUGAACAAGCCUUUGGAUUUCGAAAUGAGAAGAGUUCACGAGCUUGUGGUACAGGCUCAGGACAAUGCCAGUCAACCAGAGGUCACCAAUGCUUUCGUGACCAUCCAGGUGCGAGACUACAAUGACAACCAGCCCACCAUGACCAUCAUCUUCCUCAGUGAGGAUGGUUCUCCACGCAUCUCUGAAGGAGCGCAGCCUGGCCAGUAUGUGGCUAGGAUUUCGGUCACGGACCCUGAUUAUGGAGAAUAUGCCAAUGUGAAUGUGUCUUUGGAAGGGGGUGAUGGAAAGUUUGCUUUGACCACCAAAGACAGCAUCAUCUAUCUCAUCUGCGUAGAUCAGAUCCUUGAUCGUGAAGAGCAAGACCAUUAUGAACUCAGAGUCUUGGCCACAGAUUCUGGCACUCCUCCAUUACGGGCAGAGUCUUCAUUUACCAUUCAGGUCACGGACGUUAACGACAACCCACCUUUGUUUGACCAGCCAGAAUACACCCAGGUUAUUCCAGAGGUUGCCUUUCCGGGAAGUUUUGUUGUACAGGUUACAGCACGGGACAAAGACCAGGGACCCAAUGGAGAUGUUCAGUACAGCAUCCUACAGAACGAAGAAACUCAUUCAGACUGGUUCAGUGUUGACGCAGUCACUGGUAUCGUCACCACCUUGACCCAGCUUGAUUACGAAACAGACCCUAUGCCGAGUGUAACUGUGGUUGCUGCCGACAGGGGUCGACCACCUUUAUCUUCUACAGCUGUGGUCAAAGUGAUCCUACAGGAUAUUAAUGAUAAUGAACCUGUGUUUGGCAGCAAGUUCUACAAUGCAUCCAUUAAGGAGAACACCGCAGCAGGGACCUGUUUCAUGGAGAUUUCUGGGGUUUUUGGGCAUGAAGUGUGUGAAAACCCCAAUGCAGAAUGA